Messenger RNA from Salvelinus fontinalis (brook trout), 4628 nucleotides. RefSeq names its product palmitoyltransferase ZDHHC1-like. Bases 7 to 1794 code for a protein of 595 amino acids. Gene Ontology annotation, biological process: protein targeting to membrane; peptidyl-L-cysteine S-palmitoylation. Gene Ontology annotation, cellular component: Golgi apparatus; endoplasmic reticulum. The transcript is spliced from 10 exons. NCBI's taxonomy places the organism in Eukaryota, Metazoa, Chordata, Actinopteri, Salmoniformes, Salmonidae. The record is from RefSeq and is a predicted model, not a curated record. Gene Ontology annotation, molecular function: protein-cysteine S-palmitoyltransferase activity.
CCCCAUAUGGAUGUGUGUAAACCCAACCCCAACCGUACGGCCCCAGUGAGUGAGGCUGGGCCCCGGCGGGACCUUCCUCUGUGCUCCAGGACCAACGGGUGGAGCUGGCCUCCACACCCCUUCCAGUUCCUGGCAUGGCUCCUCUACCUCUUCUUUGCUGUCACCGGGUUUGGAGUGUUUGUCCCCUUGCUUCCCUCCCACUGGAUCCCUGCUGGCUACAUCUGCACGGGCAUCAUGUUUGUGUGUCACCUGUUUGUCCACCUGAUGGCGGUUUCCGUCGACCCCGCGGACUACAACGUCAGGGCCAAGAGCUACCACGGACCCGUGCCCGUGUUCGACCGCACCAAACAUGCCCACGUCAUCGAGAACUGCCACUGCUACCUCUGUGAAAUAGACGUGGGGCCCAAAUCCAAACACUGCAGUGCCUGUAACAAGUGUGUUGCUAGUUUUGACCAUCACUGCAGGUGGCUCAACAACUGUGUGGGGAGCAGGAAUUACUGGCUCUUCCUGAACAGUGUGAUCUCUGCUCUGCUGGGUAUAUGCCUGGUGGUGGUCAUCGCCAGUUACAUCUUCAUCGAGUUCUUCUUGGACCCCUCAAAGCUGCGCACUGAUAAACACUUCCAAGUGAAGAAUGAGACGGUGGUGUGGUUUGUUUUCCUGCCCGUGGCUCCGGUCUCCACAGCGGGCCCAGCCAUCCCUGCCCUGGCUGGCAUCACCAUCGCCCUGGGCCUGCUCUCUGCUCUGCUGCUGGGACAUCUGCUCUGCUUCCACUUCUACCUCAUGUGGAACCGUCUGAAUACGUAUGAGUACAUCGUCAGACAGAGGCAUCGCCAGGAGCCCAGAGACAUCAGUAAAGGACUACAGGGGAACCAGGCGGCGCCUCCGAAAACCAACCUCAUGAAGGAUGUGAGCUACUCAGGGACGCUGGGCUAUACCAACCCUGAGAUGGAGGUGGAGGAUCCUACCACCAUGGCUGCAGCGCGGGGGGGUCUAGAGUACCAUGGCAACGGCAGAGUGCAUAGUUCAUCCAGCAGAAUGGCUGAAGAGGAGCAGUUACCCAGUGUCUCUCCUGAGCACAGAGCUGCACCACGGAAACACAUCCAGAAGAAGAAGAAGAAGAAAGUCCACAAAGUACCGGCAGAGGUGAUCAACGACCGAUCCACUGAGACCAGCAGAGACCAGAACCACAGAGACCCAGCCUUCAACACUACAGAACCUGUGGACUCCUGCGGUGUAACUCCAGUCCCCACGUCCGUGUCCCACCUGACCAGCUCCCUGAGCCAGCACCUCUCCUUCCCCCUGCGGGCCUCCCAGCCUCCCCCUAGCUCCCUACAGCCUGGUCUCCAACCCGUCCCCGUGCUGCCCGCCGGGCCCCCUGCUGAGUAUCACUCUGACUCUGCAGAGUCCCUGGAGGAGAUCCCCGUGGCGCUGGCACGACUGGGCACCUCCGCCAUGGCAGGAACGUCUACGGGUAGGACCGCUGCUGCUGGAUCGUCUUCUCAACGCUCUCUACUGCUGCCUACAGCCCGAACCCAUCCCUCGCCCCAGCCCCGGACCAAGAGGAAGGCCUUCACACACAGCAGCAGGACAGGGGGAGCGGGGGAGCAGAGGUUUGAGAUGGCCUCCCAGCCUCCUACGGUCUACGUUAGUAGGAGUAGUGGACAGCCGGGGGGAGGAGUCCAGCACCGGGACAACAAACCCAGCAGCAGGCAGGCCAGUAGGAGAGGCCUGGAGCAGCCUGGUCCUGGGCCCAGCUCCAACCAUAGCUCCAGGGCAGGCACCCCGAUGGCGUAGACUAGCUCCCCCAGGAGGGACCACUGCACCCUGGGCCCCAGGAUGGACCACUGCAUCCUGGGCUGGACCCACCACUGGGUCCUGGCUGCAGGGCUGGCUGGCUGGCUGGCUGCGUAACUGGUUGGCUGGCUAAUUGUCUGACUGACUAACUGGCUGGCUGGCUGGCUGGCACAUUGUUACCUUGACGACUAGGAUACACUGCUUUUGAGAGAGAGACAAUCCCUGAUGUAUCAUUGAGUGUUGAUACAACCUAUGCAACUAGAUAACUCAGCAGAACAGAAUGGACUGACUGUCUGACUGACUGUCUGACUGACUGUCUGAUUGACUGUCUGUCUGUCUGUCUGACUGACUGACUGACUGACUGACUGUCUGACUGUCUGUCUGUCUGACUGUCUGACUGACUGUCUGACUGACUGACUGUCUGUCUGACUGACUGUCUGACUGACUGUCUGACUGACUGACUGACUGACUGUCUGACUGACUGACUGACUGUCUGAUUGACUGUCUGACUGACUGACUGUCUGAUUGACUGUCUGACUGACUGACUGUCUGACUGACUGUCUGACUGACUGACUGUUCUGCCUGGCUGACUGACUGUCUGACUGACUGUCUGUUCUGCCUGGCUGACUGACUGUCUGACUGACUGUCUGUUCUGUUCUGCCUGGAAGAGUCUUGAUACCACAGUCUCCACUAUUCAACUAUGACUACAUCCCCAAUGGCAUCCUGUUCCCUAUAUAGUGCACUACUUUAGACCAGGGCCCAAUGGCAUCCUGUUCCCUAUAUAGUGCACUACUUUAGUUCAGGGCCCAAUGGCAUCCUGUUCCCUAUAUAGUGCACUACUUUAGACCAGAGCCCUAUGGCACCCUAUUCCCUAUGUAGUGCACUACUUUAGACCAGAGCCCUAUGGCACCCUAUUCCCUAUAUAGUGCACUACUUUAGACCAGGGCCCAAUGGCAUCCUGUUCCCUAUAUAGUGCACUACUUUAGACCAGGGCCCAAUGGCAUCCUGUUCCCUAUAUAGUGCACUACUUUAGACCAGAGCCCUAUGGCACCCUAUUCCUUAUAUAGUGCACUACUUUAGACCAGAGCCCUAUGGCACCCUAUUCCUUAUAUAGUGCACUACUUUAGACCAGAGCCCUUAGAGUCUGGAACACGUCCUAUAUGAUUCUAACCCCACCAUAGUAAAUGUGUUCUUCUGGUUAGUAAUCACAUAUUCUUUAUCCUCAUGGAAAACACACAGCGUUUACUGGUAUUAGACUUGUUGUUUAUUCCUGAAGUCUUUCUGGAUGAAGAAGCCUUGGUGACUUGUACUGGGAGGAUGAAGAAGCCUUGGUGACUUGUACUGGGAGGAUGAAGAAGCCUUGGUGACUUGUACUGGGAGGAUGAAGAAGCCUUGGUGACUUGUACUGGGAGGAUGAAGAAGCCUUGGUGACUUGGGAGGAAGUUACCUUUAUGCCUUCACACGUCUACACUUUGUAAACAAAUGUUACCCGUUAAUCUUUUUCAGAACUUUUACAUGGAAACACCAUUUAUCAUGUUGCUUUCUACCUGUCUUUUAGUUUGUUUAUUGUUUACUCAUCUGUCUGCUAUGGUGACUGUCUGUCUGCUAUGUUGACUGCUAUGGUGACUGUCUGUCUGCUAUGGUGACUGUCUGUCUGACUGCUAUGGUGACUGUCUGUCUGACUGCUAUGGUGACUGUCUGUCUGACUGCUAUGGUGACUGUCUGUCUGACUGCUAUGGUGACUGUCUGUCUGUCUGCUAUGGUGACUGUCUGUCUGCUAUGGUGACUGUCUGUCUGCUAUGGUGACUGUCUGUCUGACUGCUAUGGUGACUGUCUGUCUGACUGCUAUGGUGACUGUCUGUCUGACUGCUAUGGUGACUGUCUGUCUGACUGCUAUGGUGACUGUCUGUCUGACUGCUAUGGUGACUGUCUGACUGACUGCUAUGGUGACUGUCUGUCUGCUAUGGUGACUGUCUGACUGACUGCUAUGGUGACUGUCUGUCUGCUAUGGUGACUGUCUGUCUGACUGCUAUGUUGACUGCUAUGGUGACUGUCUGUCUGCUAUGGUGACUGUCUGUCUGACUGCUAUGGUGACUGUCUGUCUGCUAUGGUGACUGUCUGUCUGACUGCUAUGGUGACUGUCUGACUGACUGCUAUGGUGACUGUCUGUCUGCUAUGGUGACUGUCUGUCUGACUGCUAUGGUGACUGUCUGUCUGCUAUGGUGACUGCUAUGGUGACUGUCUGUCUGCUAUGGUGACUGUCUGUCUGCUAUGGUGACUGUCUGACUGACUGCUAUGGUGACUGUCUGUCUGCUAUGGUGACUGUCUGUCUGACUGCUAUGGUGACUGUCUGACUGCUAUGGUGACUGUCUGACUGACUGCUAUGGUGACUGUCUGUCUGCUAUGGUGACUGUCUGUCUGCUAUGGUGACUGUCUGUCUGCUAUGGUGACUGUCUGACUGACUGCUAUGGUGACUGUCUGUCUGCUAUGGUGACUGUCUGUCUGACUGCUAUGGUGACUGUCUGACUGCUAUGGUGACUGUCUGAUUACCUGUCUGUCUGUCUGCUAUGGUGACUGUCUGACUGCCUGUCUGUCUGACUGCUAUGGUGACUGUCUGUCUGCCUGUCUGUCUGACUGCUAUGGUGACCGCCUGUCUGCCUGUCUGUCUGUCUGUCUGUUAGUGCUGAGCAUUAACUGAGAUCACAGUAAUUUUUUAAGUUUUUAAAUAACUAAUUGAUGACAUCGGUUCAAUUAUUUGAAUUCCAUUUAUACUGAACAAAAAUAUAAACGCGACAUGUAAAGUGUUAUAAAAUAAAAGAUCCCAGAAAUGUUGC